UCCCGAGAGAGAGACCGACAGAGGUGCCCGCGCGGAGGAAGAGGCGGGGAGAGGGAGAGAGAGACAGAGAGAGAGAUGGACGUGGAGAAGGUGACGGAGGUGGCGCCGGAGGUGGACGACGACGGCCGCGUAAGAACAGGGACGGUAUGGACGGCGACGACGCACGCCAUCACGGCCGUGAUCGGGUCCGGCGUGCUGGCGCUGCCGUGGAGCGUGGCGCAGAUGGGGUGGGUCCUCGGCCCCAUCGCCCUCGUCGGCUGCGCCUACAUCACCUACUUCACCGCCUGCCUCCUCUCCGACUGCUACCGCUCGCCGGACCCCGUCCACGGCAAGCGCAACUACACCUACAUGGACGCUGUCCGCUCCUGCCUCGGGCCGAGAGAAGUGGUGGUGUGCGGCAUUACACAGUACACGAUUCUCUGCGGUGCCGUCGUGGGCUACACCAUCACGGCCGCCACGGGCAUCAUGUCCGUGGUGCGCAGCAACUGCCGGCAUUACAAGGGCCACGGCGCGGACUGCAGCCAGGAAGGGACCAUGUACCUGGUCAUGUUCGGCGUCGUCGAGGUCGUCCUCUCGCAGCUGCCCAGCCUGGAGAAGGUCACCUUCGUCUCCGUCGUCGCCGCCGUCAUGUCCUUCACCUACUCCUUCGUCGCGCUCAUCCUCAGCGCCGCCAAGUUCGCGUCCAACCACCGGGCCGACGGCACCAUCUUCGGCAGCCACAUCGGCGGCCCCGGCGGCGUCUCCGCGGCCACCAGGACCUGGAGCUUCCUGCAGGCCCUCGGCAACAUCGCAUUCGCCUACACCUACGCAAUGCUCCUCAUCGAGAUCCAGGACACGGUGAAGGCGCCGCCGUCAGAGAACGUGACCAUGAAGAGGGCGAGCUUGUACGGCAUCGGCGUGACGACGGCCUUCUACGUCUCGCUCGGGUGCGUCGGGUACGCGGCGUUCGGCAACGCCGCGCCGGGGAACAUCCUCACCGGCUUCGACGAGCCCUUCUGGCUCGUGGACCUGGCCAACAUCGCCGUGGUCGUCCACCUCGUCGGCGCCUACCAGGUGUACGUGCAGCCCGUGUUCGCGUGCUACGAGAAGAAGCUCCGGGCCCGGUACCCGGACGCGGCCUUCUUCCACCGGGAGCUCGCGCUGCGGCUGCCCGGCCGCCGGGGCGCGCUCCGCUUCACCAUGGCCAAGCUGGUCCUGCGCACGGCGUUCGUGGUCGCCACCACGGUGGUCUCGCUGAUGCUGCCCUUCUUCAACGCCAUCCUCGGCCUGCUCGGCGCCGCCGCCUUCUUUCCGCUCACCGUCUACUUCCCCGUCACCAUGUACAUCACGCAGGCAAAGGUGCCGCGCGGCAGCGGCAAGUGGGUCGCGCUCCAGGCGCUCAACGUCGGCGCGCUCGUCGUGUCGCUGCUCGCCGCCGUCGGCUCCGUGGCCGACAUCGUCCAGCGCCUGCGGCACGUCACCAUGUUCAAGACACAGCUGUGAUCAAUCUAUAUGGAGGUGGCUGCUCUGAUGAUGCUUCUGCAUGCAUUUUCUCCUUUGUGUUUGCUCUGUCUAGCCGACUUGGUAUAGCUGGUUGCUGGGAUUACUUGCUCGUGUUAUUGUCGUGGUAGGUAUAUUUGUGUAGGGUAUAUACCAUCGACGGGUACCGCAGCUAUGGUUGGGUACUUGGGUCCGUGGAAGUGUGAAACAAUCUACUUGUCUUGUGAUUGAUAUUUUAUUGUCGUAUAAGAAGAUCAUUCAUAUUUGUAGAGUC
Triticum aestivum (bread wheat) is the source of this 1753-nucleotide messenger RNA. RefSeq names its product amino acid permease 1. The transcript has 5 exons. The record is from RefSeq and is a predicted model, not a curated record. The coding region runs from base 76 to 1482 and encodes 468 amino acids. NCBI's taxonomy places the organism in Eukaryota, Viridiplantae, Streptophyta, Magnoliopsida, Poales, Poaceae.